ACCCAAUAAUAAUGAUACAAAACAUGUGGAAGUCGAAAGGACAUGAUGCACGCGGAUCGAAGCUUAAAUGACUCUUUUUUUUUGCUUUACAGUUACGUCUCCAGUAGAUUUUCGCACGAGUGCUUGUCUUCUAUAUCCAAGCAUUCAAUUAAAAACAAAGGGAUUUUUUUUCACUGUAAACUCAACAAUUCUUCCUGUAGAUUUGGAUAUGGUUGUCACCCUUUGUUCUUCGAUUGUGAAAGAUAUAAUAAUUUUCGAGUUUGAGGGGCAUUUGUGUCUUCUGCAACCCUGCAAUGGAUUAUGAUUUCUCUCUAUAUAUUUCCAUGGAUUUUCAACGAAAUUUAAACCAUCAAGGUGGGUGGUCCUUCUUUUUUUUAAAAAAGGUUAAAUUAGCAUGAAUUCCGCAGACAACUACGGGGAUGAUGAACCUGGUUGUGGGAAGCCAUCUUCGUCAACUAUGAAGCUUUUUGGUUUUCAAGUUGGUGCCGAUGAGGAAUGCCCUCCAAGUGUUCGACGAAAUGUCAGUGAGUACAGGAGAUUCGAGUGCCAAUUUUGUCACCGAGGAUUUGCAAAUUCUCAAGCACUGGGUGGGCAUCAAAAUGCGCACAAAAGAGAACGACGAGCCAAACAAGGCUCGUUUUUCACCCUUCAUCAUCAACAGCAACAACAAUUAAAACAACGGUUUCUGACUACGGGACCGGUUAUCUCGCCGCAUUCGGCUAGAACGAGGCGGUUGGCUUAUGGCAGAGGGUCCACCAGCAUGGCCCCAAGGGGUGGUCUCUCAGCAGCAGCACCAUCUUUGCCAAUGUUAACUCCAAGGGGUCCUUGUCCCUUUCACGUUGGUGGUGGUGGUCAGGGUCAGGGACAGGGACCAUUUCAAGUACAAAAUCACGAAGUUGGCGUCAACUUAACAGCUAACGAAGUAAUUGAAGAAGAUAACAUUGAUCUCCAUUUGAGGCUAGCACCAUUUAUUGAUCGAGCCAAUGGUCCCUAGGAAAUUGAACAGUUAUGUUCUGGCUUUGAAUUUUAGUCCUGGUUGGAGUAUCUAUCUAACAUAAAUAUGUUCAUUUUUAAGAAAA
Gossypium raimondii (Peruvian cotton) is the source of this 1079-nucleotide messenger RNA. Its product is annotated as zinc finger protein KNUCKLES. The transcript has a single exon. Gene Ontology annotation, biological process: trichome morphogenesis; gibberellic acid mediated signaling pathway; trichome differentiation. Gene Ontology annotation, cellular component: nucleus. Lineage: Eukaryota; Viridiplantae; Streptophyta; Magnoliopsida; Malvales; Malvaceae. Gene Ontology annotation, molecular function: DNA-binding transcription factor activity; transcription cis-regulatory region binding. The coding region runs from base 395 to 994 and encodes 199 amino acids. The record is from RefSeq and is a predicted model, not a curated record.